GCCGAUUCACUUUUCGACCAAAUUUAAAAAAAACGGCAAUUCCCUUUUCGACUAAAAUCGUACCCUUCCCUUUUCGGCCGAUUCACUUUUCGACCAAAUUUAAAAAACAUCGAUUCCCUUUUCGACAUUAAUAUGUCAUAAUGCGUAUAAUAUUUUAUAAAAAAUACAACAACAAAAUUAUACAAUACAAAAAGUUUAAUAUAGGUGUUAUAUUUUAUGUUAUAGGUACAUAUUGAAAAUUAUUAAAACCUAUAUAUAUAUAAUUGUUGUCAUUAAUCAUUUGAUCGGUGAUCGUCGACUGUGAUGGUUACUACCAUAAUAUAUAGUUAUAUCAGUAUAUUAUGUAGUAUGUACCUGAUAGACUGAUCAUUGUACGUAUUGUAGAGAGUCACUAUCUUUUAUAGCCAAGAUAAAAUAUCAAUAACUGAUUAAAUUCUCUCGUUACUUGUUUAAUUUUUGUAAAACCGAUGCUCGUGCAAUAAUACUUUAGUGUCUGUGCGUGUAUCAUACUCGUUGCAUCGGUUUUAUAGUUUUCAACGUUCAAAAUUAUUAUAUUUUACUUAAUAUGGCUGAAUUUAUCGAAAGUAAUCGUGGUAAACCGUUAUUAGUUUUAGAUUGUUAUAAAUUUAGUAUCGGAUCAGUGAACAAAAAAACUAAUUCAACACGUUGGCGAUGUAUUCGAAGAGAUUGUGAUGCUAAAGUGUUUACAGUAAAUAAAAUUGUCGUACAAGACCAUCGUGAAAAUUUAUCACACAGACAUAAGCCAUAUGAUCGGAAUACAAUAUCGAGGCAAAUUGUUAGCUCAGCGUGCAAGCGGAAAGCAGUCGACGCACCCUCAGUUAGACCGAAAACAAUUAUCUUGAAAGAAGUUGGUGAAAAUAUUGAGUCUUCACAAUUUACUACAACGGACAUUAAAAGAAUAAGGAAAAAUGUAUACGACGCUCGGCGCAAAGUAUUGCCAUCGUGUCCCACAAGUUUAGAAGAAGUUCAUUCAUCGUUGGAAAAAAUGGACAUAAAAACUAAACAAGGUGAGCCUUUUUUACUAGUGAACGAUACAGAGAAAAACAUAAUUAUAUUUUCGUGUACCUCGAACAUUUUAUUCUUAAAAGAAAUCGAGACAUUAUAUAUGGACGGGACAUUUAAAUAUUCGGCUCGUUUUUUUACACAAAUGUUCACUAUCCAUGGUCUUAAAAACGGAAACUAUAUUCCAUUAAUAUUUUGUUUACUUCCAAACAAGACUACCGAAACUUACAUUCAUGCAUUUCACUUGAUAUUACAGAAAUGCACUUCUUUAGGUGUAACAUUAUUGCCUCAGUAUGUAACGACAGAUUAUGAAAAAGCAAUAAUUAACGCAGUCCAUGAAAUUUGGCCACAAACUCAAAUUAUUGGGUGUAGGUUCCACUUAACCCAAGCUUGGUAUCGCCAAAUCCAAAAAGUAGGACUGGCUACUGAAUAUCAAGACCGAUCUUCAGAAAUUGGAUUAUGGUUGCGCCACACUUUUGGAUUGCUUUUUCUAGAACCAAAUAAUGUUUUAGAUUGUUUUCUUCAAAACUUUAUGGCUGAUCGUCCUAUAGAUGAUAAAGUUAUCAAAUAUGCAGACUAUCUCAUUGACAACUAUUUAACAGACGAUUGUGACUAUCCUCCAGAAAUAUGGGCAUCAGCAAGUUCUAGUUUACAACGCACGACUAAUAACUGUGAAUCCUUCCAUGCAAAUUUCAAUCGAAGCUUUUAUAAAGAAUCUCCAUCCAUAUUUAAUUUGCUUGCGGUUUUAAUUGAUGAGGUACAAACUGAAAUUUAUAUAAAACUUAGAAGUGUUCACUUGCCAAACCGUACUCAAGAUCGAUCAAUCAGAGAGAGAAAAUCCAAAAAUGAAAAAUAUAUAUCAGAUUAUCAAAACGGACAACUUGACAGGUAUGAUUUUGUUAAGUUGGUUUCAAACAAUUAUUUCAAACAAAUGUAAUGAAAAGCGCUAACAAAACUCAGACGACGACAGAACACAAUUAUAUUGACCUUAUAUCAUUUUUUUUUAUAUAAUAUAUCUUAUAUUUUUAAUA
Messenger RNA from Myzus persicae (green peach aphid), 2054 nucleotides. RefSeq lists its product as uncharacterized. Lineage: Eukaryota; Metazoa; Arthropoda; Insecta; Hemiptera; Aphididae. The transcript is spliced from 2 exons. The coding region runs from base 566 to 1960 and encodes 464 amino acids. The record is from RefSeq and is a predicted model, not a curated record.